Molecule: messenger RNA, 783 nt
Organism: Bipolaris zeicola 26-R-13
Lineage: Eukaryota; Fungi; Ascomycota; Dothideomycetes; Pleosporales; Pleosporaceae
Exons: 3
Coding region: 1-783 (260 amino acids)
Cellular component (GO): proteasome core complex
Source: RefSeq, a predicted model, not a curated record
AUGAACCACCUUCCACAGGCAUGGGGCCGUCCUAGAGACGAUGUUUACGGUGCCUACGAUCCCUCGCACUUUUCAUCCGAUGGCCCAAAUCAGCACACUCAGAGCCCGAUUGUUACCGGUACCUCAGUACUCGCGGCCAAGUUCAAGGAUGGCGUAGUCAUUGCGGCGGACAACCUGGCUUCAUACGGAUCCCUCGCCCGUUUCACCGACGUCAAGCGUCUACGAAAGUUCAACGAUGAGGUAGUCGUGGGUUUCGGCGGCGACGUCUCGGACAUGCAGUACAUCGACCGCCUUCUGAACUCCCUGGACAUCCGCGAGAACUACUCUUCUUCUGAGAACUCGCUCAAUGCGAAGAACCUCCACACCUACCUCGCCAAAGUCAUGUACAACCGCCGAUCCAAGUUCGACCCACUGUGGAACCACUUGCUUAUUGUUGGCAUGGAUGGCGAGUCGAAGCCCUUUCUCGCAAGUGCAGACCUCCUCGGUACUACUUUCACAUCGCCAUCGUUAGCCACAGGUUUCGGUGCACAUCUCGCCCAGCCAAUUCUGAGGACCAUAUUGCCAGACGAGGCCGCUGUGGAGAACGUCACAAAGGAGCAGGCAGUGGAGAAGAUCAAGGAGUGUAUGAAGGUUCUCUUCUACAGGGAUGCUAGGAGUAUGGACAAGUACUCAAUUGCGGUCGUGACCAAGGAGGGUGUUGAAUUGGACGAGAAUGUCAAGCUGGAGAACCAGAGCUGGGCCUUUGCAGACAGGAUCAGGGGAUACGGCACGCAGACUGUGUAG